AUGGCGGCAUCUGAGGGAGCCGAUCUCUUCAAAAAACCCGCAGCAAGGCUUCCGCGACUCGUGACGAAAACGCUGCAGCAGUGGUUUGCAGCGCACGCUUCUCACCCGUUCCCAACGGAACAUGAGAAGAAGAUCUUGCAGGAGCAAACAAAUCUCAGUGCCCGUCAAAUUUCUAAUUGGUUUGCGAACGCACGUCGCCGUUAUACCGCCAGCUCAUUCGAUAAACGUCCGACGUCUUCUGCGCAUUCCAUCUCUGUGCCCAAUCUGGCGAGCACCGCAAGAUGGCAAGAUAUGAAUCCGCUGGAUCGCUGGCGCCAUUCUCCCCCGGAUCAGGAGCCUGCUCCUUUCGAUGCAAUCGCCAUAGCAGUCCGCAAUUCGCUUCAUUACACUGGCUCGGAAGCCGCAAGGCUGCCUGACUCUUUCAUCACCCCACGUCCUCCGCCUCGAGCGCAUUCAGACAAUUCCUUCGACUCAGUGAGCUCGCUAGGGGCCAGUCAGUCGUCGAAUUCUACAGACAGUGCCUUUUCACUCGAGUCUGACCAUUCCAAUCCAAACCUGCAGCAUUGGUGGCAUCUCAAACCGCGCAGACGCAGGCGUCGUCCUUCUAAGCAGUUUGAAUCGUCAACAGAACACCCGGCCGAUGGCCGUAAAGCGCGAAAGUACCAAUGCACGUUCUGUACAGACACUUUCGUUUCCAAAUACGACUGGACUCGACAUGAAAGCGCCUUGCAUCUCCUCCUCGAGAAAUGGAUUUGCUGCCCACAUGGCCCGAUUUAUUUUGACCACGUUCCGCGUUGUUCGUUCUGUGAAGCAGAAAAUCCCACUACUUCCCACUUACAAUCACACCAUUAUGAUGAGUGUGCAGCUAAGCCUGCGCCAUUCCGCAUUUUCGGUCGCAAGGACCAUUUGAGACAACACAUGCGUCUAGUCCACCGAGUUGAUCACAUGCCGGACCACAUGGCGAACUGGAGAACCAAGAUCACCUCAUUAAACUGUCGCUGCGGCUUCUGUGAGGAACGGUUUGUCGACUGGUCUAUUCGUAACGACCAUAUUGCAGAACAUUUCCGUGACGGCACCUCGAUGAGGGAUUGGACAGGGUGUCGGGGCUUGGACCCCGAGAUAGCGUUGCUGGUAGAAAACGCCAUGCCACCCUAUCUAAUCGCGUUUGAAAGGAAUGAGUUCGAGCCAUUCAGCGCCUCACGCAACGCCGGGCGACAUACAAGCGCUGGCCAGCAUACCCAGCGGGUACCUACAACCUUCGAGUCCCUUACUGUACGCUUGGGCGAGUUUGUCUUGCAAGCCAUGAAGGACGGCAUCACCGUCACCGAUGAGACUGUACGGAAACAGGCACGUAUGAUAAUGUACGGGGACAACGACGCCUGGAACCAGACUCCCGCUGACAAUGCCGAGUGGCUUCGACUAUUCAAACAAGGUGUCCGUCUGCAAUCGGCCGCGGACCCUCUCUCGACGCAGUUUGAUUUACGUCUCAUGUUCACGAGCAGCGGCGCGGACGUACAGACAUGCUCGCCGGACAACACAGAUACUCCCUUACGCGCACCGGUUGAAUCUGCGUUACCACCGGCGGGCGUCCCGUUGUCAUUAGAAGGCACAAAUAUAAACAGCGAUUCGCUCUCACCGUAUGCAUUUGACGACCUAACAAACUUACCGCUGUGCUGGCAGACUCCAGAGUGUCUGGCUGAGUUCAGCCAGAUGUCCUGCACACAGCGCGCCUUUGAAGAGAUAAAUGCUUGUACGAAUACCAUCAGUGAUGGCACGUCAAUUGCACCCCGGUCUGGAAUGCCGCCAAUCCGUGACACGGAAGGCUCGACUCCCUUUCCAGCAGAACCUAAUGAAUGUGCACAGCAAGAAUCGUCGGUUCAAGACAAACCUGCCGGUCCAUGUCCAUUCUCAGCAUGGACGCGCGCGGAUGACUUGGUUUUUCCAUUUGACUUCAGUUGGUUUGAGGAAAGCCAACAUGAGCAACCCGUCUCGUCAACAUUGUGA
Messenger RNA from Exophiala xenobiotica, 2004 nucleotides. RefSeq lists its product as uncharacterized. The transcript has a single exon. Gene Ontology annotation, biological process: regulation of transcription by RNA polymerase II. Bases 1 to 2004 code for a protein of 667 amino acids. Lineage: Eukaryota; Fungi; Ascomycota; Eurotiomycetes; Chaetothyriales; Herpotrichiellaceae. Gene Ontology annotation, molecular function: RNA polymerase II cis-regulatory region sequence-specific DNA binding; DNA-binding transcription factor activity, RNA polymerase II-specific. The record is from RefSeq and is a predicted model, not a curated record.